Molecule: messenger RNA, 691 nt
Organism: Empidonax traillii (willow flycatcher)
Lineage: Eukaryota; Metazoa; Chordata; Aves; Passeriformes; Tyrannidae
Product: leucine-rich repeat-containing protein 47-like
Exons: 2
Coding region: 13-255 (80 amino acids)
Source: RefSeq, a predicted model, not a curated record
UGCAAAGAUGUGAUGGACACGCUCAUCCUGAAAAUUGCAGAACUGAACAGAUUGACCUUGGAGAACAAGGAGGGCUCAGGCUCGGAUGCCGAGUUGGAUGAUGCUGUCUCUGGACCAGGGGCUUUGGAGCCCGGGAUCCUGCCGCUGGUGCUGGAGCAGGUGCGAGUGGUGGACACGGAUGGAAACUUGAAAGUGCUUUAUCCUUCUAAAACUGACCUGGCCACAGUGUCCUCCCUGCUGACUGUGAUCCGUUAGCAGCUGUCUGAGCUGAGGAGAGGACUCUGUGUUCUUUUUGGUUUUUCCCCACGUUCGACAGCCCGUGCACCCCAGGGGGCUGGGGUUUCUAAAGACAAGAUGCAGAGCAUCCUGCUGGGGAGGCAACAGCUUCAGAGUCUGAGGAGCUGCAGCAAAGAGAAAUGAAAUCUUUCAGCCUUAACAGAGAUCGUUGGUGUUGGGACGGGGCAGGGAGAGCAGCGUCUUCCAACGUGGACUUAUGGCCGAGGAGGCGUCAGACAUCAGAGAGCAGCAACUUGUAAAGAAAAUCAUCAUGAUAUUUGAAACAAAUGCAGCCCAAAUUUUCUGCAAGAUCCCUUUUUCUUCCUGGCGUGUUUCGUCUGGAUCAUUGUUUUGGCAGCAGAGAAAUGCAGUAGGUGACAGUGUGGAGCAGGGGUCCUGUGAUGGGUACAAUUCA